Molecule: messenger RNA, 6244 nt
Organism: Cantharellus anzutake
Lineage: Eukaryota; Fungi; Basidiomycota; Agaricomycetes; Cantharellales; Hydnaceae
Exons: 7
Coding region: 1-5820 (1939 amino acids)
Biological process (GO): metaphase/anaphase transition of mitotic cell cycle; anaphase-promoting complex-dependent catabolic process; protein K11-linked ubiquitination
Cellular component (GO): anaphase-promoting complex
Molecular function (GO): molecular adaptor activity
Source: RefSeq, a predicted model, not a curated record
AUGUUGGUUGAACCCCAGUCCGUCGAACAGCGUCUUCUGUCGAACUCAUUUGGCCCCUGUGAGGGCGAGCACGAGCUCUACUGGUAUUCGAAUGUCGUAAUAUGGAGUGUAGCGGGUGUGCAGAAGAGAAGAUGGGCUUUCGCUGACCACCACCAAACCGUGACAGGAGUGUGCUUUGCUUGGCUUGAUGGUUCAAAAUUAGAACAAUACCGCGCGCCACCGUCAUCAUCUCAUCGGCCGGCGUCACUGUCUCUCAAGGCUGCUAGGGUAGCAAAGCAGGCUGGGACAUUCAGUCCAUUCACCCAUUUAGACGUGAUUUCCUCGCUCAACUCUCGUUCCAAUCGGUCUACUUGUCCAACCUCCCACAUUAGGGUUAUAUGCAUAUUUCUCCGGGAUAUUGGGUACUUUUACAGCAUGGAUGGCUUAGAAUUUACCAUUAACCUGCCCUUCACGGUUAAACGCGUCUCGGAGCUCCUCCCAGUCGGUGUUCUGUUACACGCAGCCCUCAACGUCUCGGACGAGAAAGAAUCCCGAAAACGUGGAUCUCCUAUGAUGCCCCUGCUGUACUCUAUUACCUCUCCAUUUGAUGAGCCACGCCCCAUCAUCUUCGCCUCGGAAAUCAUUGGCGGGAUGUCCUGUGCUCCACCAGGACGAUCCCCCUCGGAUGAUCUCCCACGUAUCGUCUAUAGCCCUGACCUCACCCCCUCAUUAAAUGGAACGACCAUAUUGAUUGCCACGCUGGACGCUGAGGCUGUCUCGCUGAGGCUAUUCCGAUAUGUCUAUAUCAAGCGGAACGAUCGACCUAGUCCACUGCCUCGUCUAAGCUCAAAAAAUGCUCGGCGACCUGGUUCUUUAGCCUCUAGCGUCGGAGUCGUGUCACCCUCUCUCGAUCCAGUGGCCACCUUUGGGAGUGCUGCAAAUCGGAAUCUGACUGCGGAGUUUGAACAGCUCAUGAGGGCGUCCGGGGAUUCGGAGACUGAAAAGACAAGAAGGUCGUCCCUCCCGAGAGCAGGGCCGGACACGAUGCUAGAUCGCCUGGCCAUCGGUGGAACUGGUGUGGACGAGUUACGUCAAUCUGGGACCCCGGACCACAUUGGGCUCCCAACUAUGGAUGAAGUGGCCUCCGGAUCACCCAUUCCUGGGCGUUACCCAGAUAACAAGCGUGUAAAUGCCGAAUUUUUCGUGGAGAAACUUUGGGAGCUCCGAGUAACUGAUGACAUAAUAUCGAAUCCGGCCACUGUCCAGGUCGUGCAGUUCGACGCACGGUUAACUCAGUCCACUGUCGGCAUUGCUCUGCAGUCUCGAACCUCUUCUGUGCUGCACGUGGUGAGAGUGGAACCUGGGGGUGAUGAUCGUCUAACAGCGCGGUAUCAGCAAGCAAUACCGAAUGUCAUAAGCAUAGCACCAGUCCAGAGCACACGAUCCGGAGCCGAAAAGGACGGUAUCAAGGAUCUUCUCUGUUUGCGCAACGACGGUUCACUGUUUCUUCUUUGUCCUGGUGGUACAAUAGAGGUAGCUUUGAGACAUGACGCGCUAUCCAAAAGUGAUCGCCUAUCCAUCUCGCAGUCACCUUCGCCCUCUAAUCAUGCAGCCAGCACUUCGCAAGUACCCGUGAAAUUACUCAAUGCAGUUCGCUCAGGGGUGUCACUACAAUAUUCCGACGGCUCGUUGAUACGUCUAAACACGGACCUCACUCCUCAACACGAACUUAUCCAGCGAUGCUUUCAAGCUCUCUCUCAUGUCUGCUCCGCUUCGCGACUCCUUUCCAUUAGGAAGGAGUAUUUGGUCAACUGGUUGCGCACCGGAAGUUGCGGCAGCAUCAGGGAAGAGUUUGCUUGUUUCUCAAGAGCCGUGAUGAGGAACCUGGGACGAUUCCAGAAGAACGAAUUUGCGGCGAUGGACCCUAGCCAUGAUACUGAUGCAUGGUCGAAGUUGGCCUUCCAUCACGUUCAUUCGUACCUACGGAACGACCCAGCAUUACUUCACCUUCACCUUCCGUUUGCCGCUUCUGCGAAAUCGCCCGACCACAGAUCUGACUCACUUUCGUAUAACGAAUGCGGAGCAAUUCUCCACGGUCUCCAUUUGCUCGCAGAAGAAUUCAAGCUCGACAGCUAUCAUAAAGCGGAUCUGGACAUUUUGGUACCGUUGCUUGUGGAUAUCGCGAAGUUCGUUGGCGCGGAUUGGGCGGAUUAUUGGAUUAGGUUGGUUCCGGAUGCAUCUGACAGUUGGGACUUAUCUGCCUCUCUGCAUACGUUGAGCCCUGUACCCGUUCCCGAUCUGGGUAAUUAUCUCAACUCUGUGUUGGGCUCUAGCAGUCAUCAAGGCUCGCAUGUGAUCUUGCCAUCGGUUUACAAACUCUAUCAGCUUUCACCCUCCCUCGAGUAUGGAACCUCAUCUCCAACGCCCUUAUCUGAGAGUGUCAUUUCGAUAUAUUCUGCCCUCAGGGGCGGGGAUUUAGAUCCUUCUACCACGAGAGAACGGGCACAGAGUGCCGUCAAAAAGAUGGCAGAUCUCCAUUUUUCUCCAGCCGACAUCGACCGUUUGCCUCUCGGCCUCUCCGCUCCUAUCCGGGAAGCGAUAAAAACUUGCCAACUUCUUCCUCCUUCAGAUUGGAGCCAAGAGGCGUAUUUGUUGAUUGGUCGCAAUGAUAUUGCGCAGAUGACAACCAAUGGAGAGGAGGUGGAUCCAUUCACUUUCGGCGAGGCUUACCAGCUCCGGGAUCAUGCGGAAAAGGACCAGGUUUUCGAGACGAUAGAUUGCAUCGCUGAUCAAGCGAGCAUUCUCGCUGCGUCUCGUCAUGAAACAACAAAAGAGCUUGAUCCUAAUAGGCUCGAUUUUGCGCGCAUCCGUUUUUCCGAAGACCAAAGACUUGCCGAAGUUGAUUCAAUACUCAAUCCUAAUAAGCUUCAGAUUGUUAAAAUCCCAGAACGACAAGAUCUGAACGAACAUGAAUUAGCAAAAGAGCUCGCUGCGACUGUUUAUCACAUCAUUGAACGAACCUUUUCACUAGCAUUUGGCAGAGCAAUAUUUUUGUUCGGUUCGCUUCCCAAGCUUGCACGCGAUGAAUUUUCUAUACCUCCACUCGUGCUUGAUGUCAAGUUCGUUCCCCAUAAUGUGACUUAUCCGGCGGACCUCUCCAAAACUCACACCGAAGCAAAAGCCUGGGCAGAGUUCCAUAACGGUGUAGCUGCAUCUCUGCGCAUCAGCACCUCUGCUCGGGGCAUCGACAGUGCUUGGAUCGCGUAUAACAAACCCCACGAGUUAACUGCAGAGCAUGCAGGAUAUUUAUUGGGUUUAGGACUAACUGGUCACCUUCGAAGUUUGUGGAACUGGCACGGCUAUCGUUACCUCGUUCCCAAGCAUGAACUCACGUCCAUUGCUAUUCUUCUUGGGCUCGGGGCUGCUCAUGUUGGGCUGGCGGACUCGGAUAUUACUCGAAUACUGACCAUCCAUAUGCGACCUUUACUUCCGCCCGACUCAGCCGAACUUGGAAUCCCGUUGGGGGCUCAGUCUGCCGCACUCAUGGGCCUCGGUCUUCUGUACCUUGGGACCAUGGACCGCGCAAUGGCUGAUGUGGCAUUGGAAGAAAUGAGUGCAUCUCGGCGGUUGGGAGGUCCCGAGAUCAGUAACGAACAUAAGGAGGCCUAUACAAUUACGGCCGCUUUAGCGUUCGGGAUGAUUAUGUGCGGUCACGGGUCCGAAGCAAGCGGGCCAUCAGAUACGAAGAAUGUCCAGACGCUACGGGCCUUCGUGGACGGAAAGCAACCAGGAGACCAAACGAGACUCAAAACACCCCAGGAAGCCCUUCCGACCGCGGAAGUGAAUAUGAACUUCGUGUCACCAGCGGCUACCAUUGCUCUGGCUCUCAUGUAUCUCAAAACUAAUCGAGCUGAUAUUGCUGCAUCAUUCGCCCUGCCGCCGGAUCCUGCAGGACUUCGCGAGAUUCAGCCUAGUCUUUUACUGCUCCGUGCUCUCGGCAAGUCGCUGGUAAUGUGGGAUGACAUUGAGCCGUCGGUUACAUGGGUGCUAUCUCAAGCCCAGGGAGCUCCUAAGGACCUGACAAAGAAACAAAUACAAGAGGGUGUCAAGGACCUUUACGAAUACGCCUUUUUCAAUAUCCUCUCGGGGGCUUGUUUAGCAAUAGGAUUGAAGUAUGCCGGAACAGCGAAAACAACGGCCAAUCAAGUGCUAAUUCACUUUCACGAUAAGUUGCUUGAAAAUUUGAGAAGGCAACCCAACGGACAAACAUUCGAAUUGCAAUUACGCCGCUCAGCAAUCAGGGAAGCAAUCAACGUUGUAGACUUGGCGCUCGGGAUUGUGAUGGCAGGAACAGGAGAUGUGGCAUGUAUGCAACGUUUCCGCGUUCGUCAUGGCUUGUUUGGUCCUCAGUUUAAAUACGGCGCCCACAUUGCCACGCACAUGGCUAUGGGAUUCCUAUUCCUCGGGGGAGGACGCUACACAUUAGGGACAUCCAACGCUGCCAUAGCCUGCCUCGUGGCUGCGCUCUAUCCCAGAUUUCCACUACACUCUAAUGAAACAAGAGGUUUGCUACAAGCUUUCAGGUAUCUGUGGGUGAUUGCUGUUGAACCGCGCUGCUUGAUCGCGCGAGAUGCCGACACCAAUGAAAUUGCUCGUAUUCCCAUCAAGUUCAAAGUUGCAGAACCCGAUGAACCGAUCAGGACUCACCACUUCACAUGUCCCACUCUGCUUCCUGACUUCGGCCGAUUUGUCUCCCUUAAGAUUGAUAGCCCCCGGUACUGGCCAUUUGUCCUCGACAUAGCGGGUAACGAACGAAACAGAGAUAACCUGUUACGCACCCAGACGAUCUACGUAAAACGCAGAACCGGUUUUCUCGCUUACGCGAGCGAUCCGAUGGGCUUCCAAAGUCUGUCAAUAUGGAAUGGAUCACCCGUUGGGGAUCCAUCUAUUCUUGAUUUCCCAAAACAAGUCCUAGCUUCAGCUACUGCGAGUGCGCAGUCGAGUCCCAGCACAAUAUGGCUUCCCCGAUCCUUUGAUGACAUGCGUCACUUCACAACUCAGAGUUCAAACGAUCCUGCAUUACUGGCAUUCGCGGAUCGAUUUUGCAGGCAUCCAGGCUUAAACCCAGCAGAAUCCAUGACCACAGCCUAUUGUCAACAAUCUCUUCUUGAGGUUCUUUCCGCAGACAAGCCUCAAGUCUUGGAAUCCCUUCUCACCUUAUACCUCGCCCGUAUCAAAACAUCGGAGAAUACCCCUCAGCGUCCUUUGCAAGUAAAAGACGUUAUCCUCGCUCACGAUUUCUAUGUAUUACUGUUCAGGUUACACGGGGGUCUUGCUGAUUCAACUCAAAGGCAGCCUUUGCUCCGCAUCGCAGCUUUGCAAGCAACCAUGGCGCAACUGGGGACUGAGGUGGAUGCAUUACGUCGUGAUGCGGGUUUUAUGGCCUGCUACAGGGCAUAUGUCAGGGGAGAGGACAUUAAAACUGCGCUGGCCUCAACACGAGCAUCCCUUGGUAUCGAUGAAGAAACUGAGGAGUGGACCAGUGCCGUAGAUCUCAGAACGAGAAAACGCCAGCUGUCCCUUUUCCUGAUCAACGAGCGAGUUCCGUCCGCUCAAACAUUAUAUGCACUCCGACGACUGGCAAUGAGCGCAUUGUCAGAGUACCGAGGGCAUUCUGGAAACCCUGCAGGCUCGGACGAGCCAUCUCGCACUGAUCGUUACACGAGCAGAAAUUCCCUUGCCCUCGUGGUACAGAAAACAGCGCUGUCCGUCGGGGGAAACAGAAACGCCGUAUGGUCCUUGGAAUCCGUAUACGAAGUGCUCGACUUUUGGGCAUCGUGAUAAUAUAAACACGUUGAGCAGCGCAGUGAUCGUAUCAUUAUAUUAAAUAACUGGUGGACGCCGCCUGGCGCGGCAAGUACCCGCUACUCAUUCCACUUAGCAGGCAGACUGUUGAGGUGUUCUUCAUGGAGUGUUACAUCGCGUACAGAGGGUUGUUGUGUAUUAGCCAUUCCAGUGCCAGCCGUACUUUUUCCUGUCUCACUAUUAAUGGCCACGCAUUCUUUAAUAGCCACUCUUUGGUGGGGUGACAUGACCAACAAAUACGACACAAAGGGAGUAAUGACCUCUUCGAGUGCAGGUGGUAAAAAUGGAGACAGAGCCUCAGGGAACACAAUCACAUGACCUUUCAAAGCCCGCUGAGCAGUGGGAUUGAUAGAAGUAUUAGGAGGACCGAUGGAAUGCUCGCGGACAAGGAAUCAUCGUG